UGCACCAGAGUGCACUAGGAGCAGGAGACAAGAGUAGUGGAUACAGUGUACACUCCGAUCUAUACUCACUGACGUGUAAAUACUAAACACUGUAACAUGGAUUAAUUCUAGUCUGUUCUAGUCAAUCAACUUACUCAUGUCUAAAUAUUCGGAUCUAGACGCGCACAGUAGAAACUGUCCGUCCUGUAUCCGGGUUCGGGAUGGAGAGCACGGUUCCGGAGUAGGACGAGGAGGAAAGAAGCAUAGUUUACCAUGCAGGAAACUAGCAGAAUCCAUGACAAAGAUCAGAAGAUCUACAAGCUCUCUUUCAUACGCGGAUAUUGUAUACAGAAAGGAGGAAAGUUUCGAAGGUUCUACCUAUCUUACUCCGACCCAGAGAAAGAAUAAUGAAAUAAAGAAGCUGCGAGCUGAACUAAACAAAGCCUAUGAUAUUAUUAAAACUAAAGAUGAGGAGAUCAUUUCCCUUCGGAAAGAGUUGGUUAAGUUUAAAGGAGGAUUAUCUCCGGACUAUUUUGAAGCAACCUCAAUACCAGAUUCUGGAAACUGUGAAGAUCCAGACUCGGAGCAUGAACCGGAGACUUCAUCCGUCCUGAGAAACAUAGAUUUCGAGCUGAUGGAGACAACCUUGAGAGAGGAGGAGGAGUCGAGGCAGCAGCUCAGCGCGGAGAACCAGGAUCUCAAGUUUCAACAGGAGAACAUCAAUCAGCAGAUUCAGGAGCUUAAAUCUAGUCACGAGGAUGAACUGCUAGCUCUGCAGGAGAGGUUUGAGUCGGAGAGAGAAAGGUUGAAGGGAACCCAUAAUGAGAGGUUGGAAGAGGUUUUGACAGGGUUGGCUGAUACCACGCUUCGUUGCACCCGGCUCCAGGAAUCUAUUGAGAAGAAGCAGAUAAAAUUGGACGAACAAUGCGAGCAUUUAGAAACACUAAGCUCCAAGCUACUAACCCUACACGGAGAGGUUCAAGCCAAAGAAAACCUGUGUAUUGAUAAAGAAAGGCAAAUUAAAUCAUUGAACCUGGAAAUCCAAAGAUUAAGUAAAGAUUUAGAAUCUAGUGAAAAAAUGUGUGAACGCCUAAAACUUGAAAUAUCUCAGUUAAAGCUGGAGUUACAAUGUUCUCAAGCCCCCAGUAUACCAGGCCUAGAUACAAAUACAAUUAUCCAAAAACUAAAGGAAGAACUGGCCUACAGUCAAGGAAUAAUUGAGUCCCAAGAAUCUGAUAUUAAGAAGAUAAGAAGUGAGGAAGGAGGAAUAAAGUACCUGAACCCUAAUCAUGUAUCCGUGCAAACAGAAAACAGAACCAAAGUUGACAAUAUAAACCAGGUAGAUUUCUGGAUCGACCUGUCUGAGGAUAGACCCGGAGAAGAUGAGUCCAAGGAGAACAGUGUCCUGGUGACGUAUCAGUUCCUGAGAAGAUCAAUCUAUUAUUAUCUUACAGACAAGGAUAACAAGGAUUACCAUCUCAAGUCUAUAGAACGUCUUCUUCAGUUUACUGAAGGAGAGAAGGAGGUGAUAGAUCGUCAGAAACCACUCAGGAAAUAUUAAACAUGUUUAUAGUCUUGCAAAAAUAUCUAAAUGCAGUUUUCAUUAAGUAUGUGUUGAAAUGUUAUCUGCGCAAUUGAGUAAGUUCUGACCGGCGUUGAGUAAUGCGCUCGGGAGAAGUUGUGAUCGUGAGUACUUGUGCUCGUGAAUACUUGUGCUCGUGAGUACUUGUGCUCGUAAGUACUUGUGCUCGUGAGUACUUGUGCUCGUGAAUACUUGUGCUCUUGAGUACUUGUGCUAUUGAUGAAUUCUAUUAUAGUUUGAUGUAUUAAGUGUUUACAACAUAAGGUUGCUAUGAUAUAGGGAUUAAAAAAGUGCUCUUGAGUACUUGUGAUCGUGAGUACUAGUGUCCGUGAGUACUUGUGUCCGUGAUUACAUGCUCCCGGAAAUUCUUGUCUUCGUGUGAACUAGUGACUGUUAGACUGUGAGAACUUGAGACUGUGCGAACUUGUGUCCGUGAGUUUUUGUGCUCGUGAUUUUUUGUGUCCGCGGGUACUCAUGGUCAAUGAGAACUUGUGUCCGUGAGUCUUUGUGCUGAUGAGUAUUUGUGUCCGUGAGUUUUGGUGCUCGUGAGUAUCCGUGUCUGUGAGUUGUAGGUGGAAACCUGGACCAUGUCCAUACUUGUGACGAUGAAAACUUUUGUUUUUGAGUUAUUGUGUCCGUGAGAAUGAAGGUUCUUGAGUAGAGUUACCCUGAGUACUUGUGUCCAUGAGUAUAUGUGUUCGUGAGUGUGUUUUCCCGUUAGCACUUAUUACCGUGAGUUAUACUUGUGCCCGUGAGUACUUUACGAAUGGCGUUACAACUAAUCGUUCACACUCGUUCAUUCAUAGUGUGUUCACAAUUAAGUUUUUAUAAUAAUCCAAUAUUUAGAUAUUAUAUUUAGAUUGUAUACGACAAACUUUUAAGAUUUCUUAAUAUCACAUAGUAGGAACCCGAUUAGUAUUAAUUAUUUGUCAUCAGAUAUUAAUUUCGUAUUAAUAGUUGUUAUUAGUAUUGAUAUUGAAGAUAUAUUUAUUAUUUUAA
This is a messenger RNA of Eurytemora carolleeae, 2560 nucleotides long. It is a transcript of the gene qtc, whose product is annotated as coiled-coil domain-containing protein 18. The record is from RefSeq and is a predicted model, not a curated record. The coding region runs from base 137 to 1540 and encodes 467 amino acids. NCBI's taxonomy places the organism in Eukaryota, Metazoa, Arthropoda, Copepoda, Calanoida, Temoridae. The transcript has a single exon.